AUGCGGCCGGAUUACACUGAACCUAAGAGCCCGUUGCACUGUACUAUGUGUUUUGACCCUGACAGCACCAAUGAAGAAUAUGCAACACUAUGGUCAGACAUGUUGGAAGGAAAACUGUUUGAUGUGGUGACAACAGACAUCUUCGUGGGCCCUCAAGGACUGGCAGCGGCAGUUCAGUUACCCAAUAACUUAAAGAGCUGGUACCAGAUUACAAACUCAAUACCACACAUCACACUGAUGUACCCGUAUCAGAAACAAUAUCCACUAACACCACAGGCUCAGGCAGGGAUAGGGCCUACACUCGAGGGGUUAUUGGAGGCAGGGGUUUUAAUACCAACACAUAGCCGCUGCAACACUCCAAUAUUCCCAGUUAGAAAACCAAACUCAGAUAAGUGGCGACUUGUGCAUGAUUUACGUGCUAUUAACCAUAUAGUUGAGGCAGAAGCGCCCAUAGUCCCAGAUCCACAUACGUUACUCUCCAACAUCCCAGGCAAUACUAAAUGGUACACGGUUAUUGAUUUGUGUUCAGCAUUUUUCAGUAUUCCACUGCAUCCAGAUUCACAACAUUUGUUUGCGUUCACGUAUAACGGCCAACAGUACACAUACACGAGAUUGCCCCAGGGCUAUUGUGAAAGCCCAUCAAUUUUCAAUCGAAUUGUGGCUAGGGAUCUAGCUUCAUUGGAUAUUGAUAGUCUUCUCCUGACAUAUGUUGAUGACAUCUUGAUUUGUAGCCCAACUAAAGAACAGUGCCAGGCAGACUCCCUAAAAGUAUUGAGACUCUUAGCAGAAAACGGACACAAGGUGAGCAAGGAAAAGUUACAGUUCUGCAAACAGGAAGUAGAGUAUCUAGGAAGAGUUUUGCAUGGCACUAGUCGUAAGCUGUCGCCUACGCAUCUAGAGGCGGUCCGUAAAGCUGAUCAAAAGAAAGCUGCAUUGGUUUGGACGACGGAGGCCAUUGCAGCUUUCGAAAUGCUGAAGGAGGAUCUUUGUACAGCACCAGCGCUAGCGAGUCCUGAUUACGGUAAGCCAUUCUUCCUGUAUGUAUCAGAGAAACGAGGCUUCACUAAUGCCGUGUUAACUCAGCAACAGGGACCAGGCAAGCAGCCUGUUGCUUACUUUAGCUGCAGGCUAGACAACAUUGAGAGUGGACGACCUAUGCCUGUGCCUUAUCUACGAGGGCCCUAUAAGGGCCCUUCGCUGGAGCAGGUUGAAAGACUACAGGAGAGUUUCAGUGUUGAGCACCCAUGUCGGUUCUGCUUUGCAAAGAGGAGUGAAAUCCAGGAGAAGGAGACAGUUGACUCCCUGAUGGAGCAACUUGAAGAAAAGCUUCAGUAUGAAGAUCCAGAAUUCAGCAAUUCCCUUGUGAAUCUUACCUACAUUGCUGACUUGCCAGAUAAGCCCACAUGGAACUGUGAUGACAACAACCCCUAA
Messenger RNA from Hemibagrus wyckioides, 1431 nucleotides. RefSeq lists its product as uncharacterized. The transcript is spliced from 6 exons. Lineage: Eukaryota; Metazoa; Chordata; Actinopteri; Siluriformes; Bagridae. The record is from RefSeq and is a predicted model, not a curated record. Bases 1 to 1431 code for a protein of 476 amino acids.